Molecule: messenger RNA, 1855 nt
Organism: Oncorhynchus tshawytscha (Chinook salmon)
Lineage: Eukaryota; Metazoa; Chordata; Actinopteri; Salmoniformes; Salmonidae
Exons: 4
Coding region: 653-1474 (273 amino acids)
Biological process (GO): cellular response to lipopolysaccharide; positive regulation of T cell proliferation; cell surface receptor signaling pathway
Cellular component (GO): external side of plasma membrane
Source: RefSeq, a predicted model, not a curated record
CUUGGAAUUACUUUUGACGGUGUGGAUUUAUUUUUGCCUGAAGAACUUUCCUUUUUACUUUAUUAAAACAUCGUCGCAAGUGCUGCUGUGUCUGCCUCAUCUUCUGGGUUCUGCUGACUAUUAGUGGCUCAGUUUGCUAAGUGACUGUUUCUCACAUUGGAGACCCGAGUUCGUAACCGGGUCCUGACACUUAUUACCAAGUAUACAGAAACAUUCGAUCCAUUUGACCACGUCUAAGCGAUGACAUUAAAAAAAGUGAAUACUGAAACCUAUCAAGUGCAAUCACUUCCUUCUCAUGAAUGAGCCGAUCACGUGAGUGGGAGUGAUAUCUGCAACAACACUCUCACCCCUUCAUGUUGGCACCCAAUCAGAGCAACAGCUCCCAUUACAACUUCAUAUGCUAGUUUCUCUGGACUUAGCAUUAACUUAUCACACUCUCUGUUACACACGUUCUCUCACUCUUUCAGAAGAGCAGCAAGAGGUAGUUAUGAGACACACCUUCUCAGAUAAGUACAGCAGCCACACAAAGCCUCCUUACUUAAUCAUUAACGACCUUGGUAUGUAAAGAAACCUACAAGGAAAUGGGAGGACUAAUUUUAGCAGGGGCUCAGAAGGUAUCAGACAGAGUUACUCAAAGAAGCAAGGGACAAGCAUGCCUUCAUAUUGGGGAUAUCAAGUCAAGAGAAACAAGAUGAACCUGCUCACCCAGCAAACGGUGAUGCUUUGGCUCUCUGUUGCUCGCACACUCACAACUGCAGAGCUGGUGAAGCUAAGCACUGUUGACUCUGUCAUUGUGCCAUGUCACCAGCGUGUAACCCUCCGAUGUGACAUCACCACCUUCCAGGAGGGGCUGUCGAUCAAACAUCUGGCCUGGGUCCGCCAGGACGGCAAGCACCUGUGUGACGUUAACGGAACUGGAGUGACCGGGGCCCACUCAGGGAGCACACCUAGUACCAUGGAGUGUAGUUAUACCCCACAGACACAGCUGACCCUGACUCUGCUGCAGGUACAGCCACUGGAGCAGGGAAAGUACUUGUGCAAGCUACGCUCCAAUCACGGAGUAAAGGAGGCCACUACAACGGUGGAGCUGCAAGAGUGCUACAGGAAGGCCCAGCCCAGUGUCAGUGAUGAGGGCCCAACCUGCACCUUCACUGGGGUCUACCCUGAUGGAGAGGUGCACUGGUUCCAGGGACCCAACAACGUGACUGGGGACUCUACAAUCAACACUAAACAAGUGGAAGAUGGAGCGUCAUUGACUAUAACUAGUUCCCUGAAAAGAAAGACCGUCUCUGGGGAAGGGGCCUACAACUGCUCCCUGUGGAUCCCCAGUACCGGAGCCUACCUGACCAGCAGCUUAGUGGUACCAGAGCAUAGUAAAGCCAAGGUUGUGCAGCCCAAUGCCAGUGGGGCAGAGUCCAUUGGUCCUUUGUGGAAACCUUUUCUAUUCCUCCUGAGUACUCUCUUCCUGGUGUGAUGUCUUGUCAAUGUUUGUUUUCAAGCAAGUGGAUCAUUUAAUAAGAAUAUGGAAGAGCCAUUGUGUGAGGUUCCUUUCAUGGUCCAAAGGUUUCCUUGGCUGCGUAGAACAAGGAAAUGAUAACCUGAGGCUGGUAACCUGGUGCAAAUCAACCUAUUGUGAACGCACCCUUGUUGGUCUGCCAGUGCCAGAUGUCAAUUAGAUUGUUAAUUAAAAACAGCAAACGGCAGUAGAAACAAUAACAAAGCUUACUUCCUUCCCGUUUCGGUGAAAAGCUGAGGGAUGGGGCCGGAGAAAUGUAACCACUCUCAAAUUCAUAGACAGUGCUUUGGAUGCAUGGCCUGACCAUCGAUGAUAUCAAAAUAAAUAGUUUUAACAAUG